Molecule: messenger RNA, 2649 nt
Organism: Megalops cyprinoides (Indo-Pacific tarpon)
Lineage: Eukaryota; Metazoa; Chordata; Actinopteri; Elopiformes; Megalopidae
Gene: slc26a1
Product: solute carrier family 26 member 1
Exons: 3
Coding region: 93-2213 (706 amino acids)
Biological process (GO): transmembrane transport
Cellular component (GO): membrane
Molecular function (GO): bicarbonate transmembrane transporter activity; secondary active sulfate transmembrane transporter activity; chloride transmembrane transporter activity
Source: RefSeq, a predicted model, not a curated record
UUUGGCUCAGAGUCUGUUCUGACAGUGAACCACAAGCAGUGUGUGGGAGCUAGGCUGACCAUUACCCUGAGUGCCCGUUGUCUCCAGCAAUCAUGGAGGGCUGCAAGCUGGCAGAGACGUGCCACCUGGAGCGGAGGGUGCGGAGGCGGCGGGAGGCCAAGGAAAUAAUCCUGACCAAGCUGAGCCACAGCUUCUCCUGCUCCGUCACCAAGGUGAAAAGCACCCUCACAGGCUUCUUCCCUGUGGUGCACUGGCUGCCAAAGUACAAGCUUAAGGAAUAUGUGUGGGGGGAUGUCAUGUCUGGCCUCAUAGUGGGCAUCAUCCUGGUCCCACAAGCCAUUGCCUAUUGCCUGCUGGCCGGCCUGGAGCCUAUCUAUGGCCUCUACACCUCCUUCUUUGCCAACAUAAUCUACUUCUUCAUGGGCACCUCCAAGCACGUGUCUGUGGGGAUCUUCAGUCUCAUGAGCCUGAUGGUGGGGCAGGUGGUGGAUAGAGAGGUCUAUCUGGCGGGGUUCGAUCUGAGCGAGGAUAGCAAACCGGCCACUCCAGGCUUGGACGGCAUUUUCAACGGCACUGGAGUCUCCAGUCCCUCCACAGUCAACUUGACCCUGGGAGGCUACAACAUCGAGUGCGGAAAGGAAUGCUAUGCCAUCAGUAUUGCAGCAGCCUUGACAUUUCUGGCUGGAGUAUACCAGGUUUUGAUGGCUGUGCUCCAACUAGGCUUUGUCUCAGUGUACCUCUCUGCUCCGAUGCUGGAUGGCUUUGCCACUGGUGCCUCCCUCACGAUCCUUACUGUGCAGGCUAAGUAUCUCUUAGGGCUUAAGAUCCCUCGACACCAAGGUUAUGGCACAGUAGUGGUCACUUGGAUAAAUAUCUUUAAAAAUAUCCACAAGACUAACUUCUGUGACAUGAUAACCAGUGCUAUCUGCAUCUCAGUCCUGGUGGCCGGAAAAGAGUUCCAGGAUCGCUACAAAAACCGUCUGAAAAUCCCUCUUCCCACUGAGCUGGUCGUGGUAGCAGCCGCUACUCUUGUGUCCCACUUUACUGACCUCCAUGGACGGUACAGCUCCAGCAUCUCAGGAGCUAUCCCUACAGGGUUCAUCCCGCCAAAGGUGCCCAGUAUUGACUUGAUGACUAAGGUGGCUUUUGAUGCCAUCCCGCUAGCUGUUAUCAGCUUUGCCUUCACGGUCUCGCUUUCUGAAAUGUUUGCCAAGAAGCAUGGCUACACUGUCAGAGCCAACCAAGAGAUGAUAGCCAUUGGCUUCUGCAACAUUAUCCCUUCCUUCUUCCAUUGCUUCACCACCAGUGCUGCCCUGGCUAAGACUAUGGUGAAAGAUUCCACAGGGUGCCAGACACAAGUUUCCAGUUUGGUGAGUGCAUUUGUCGUCCUCCUGGUCCUGCUCGUCUUUGCUCCAUUCUUCUACUCCCUUCAGAAGUGUGUCUUGGCCUGCAUCAUCAUAGUCAGUCUGAGGGGUGCCCUCCGCAAAUUCCGGGAUGUCCCCAGGCAAUGGCGUAUAAACAAGGUGGAUGCCAUUGUCUGGAUGGUCACCAUGAGUGCAUCAGCUCUGGUCAGCGUGGAGAUCGGACUGUUGGUCGGGGUAGUUUUCUCCAUGCUCUGUGUGGUAGCUAGAACCCAAAACCCGAAGGUGGCUCUUUUGGGCCAGAUUCAGCACACAAGCCACUACGAGGACAUCAGAGAAUAUGACAACCUCCUGGCAGUGCCCAAAGUGAAGAUAUUCCGCUUCCAGGCUCCACUGUACUAUGCCAACAAGGACAACUUUCUUAAGUGUUUGUAUAAGGCUGUGGGGCUGGAACCCUUCUUAGAGAUCACUAAAAGGAAGAAAGCAGAGAAGAAAGCCAAAGAGCAGGCUGCUAAACAGGCCAAAGGCUCAGACAGCACCAACGGGGAUGCAAAUCUGGGCCUGGUCCCCAGAGAUCUAGACUUCCACAGCAUCAUUUUAGACUGCUCUGCAAUAUCAUUCAUAGACACAACUGGCAUGCUCACCUUCAAGAUGGUUAUUAAAGACUAUAAAGACAUUGGUGUCAGAGUGCUACUGGCUUGUUGUAAUCCUCCAGUGAUAGAUGCACUUAAACGUGGGUCUGUUUUUGGGCCAGGCGACAAGGACAUGGAAAAUAUGAGUUUCCACAGUGUACACGGUGCCACCCUCUUUGCUCAAGACUCUGCAGCAACAGUUGGUGACUUAGCUGUGUAGAGAGGAAGACACUCAUAAUCAACAGUGCUAACAACAGGGAACCUGCCACAGACUCUAAGAACUUAUUGGAUAGCUUGUGUGAUUUUAUAUGGUAUGGAAAUUUUGUGCCUCACUUUUUAAUUUCAUUAUAUUGUUGUUGUUGUUUGCUAAGACCCACCAUGAUUCCAAUGUUUUGCACUCUCAUGUGAACCAGGCAAGUCUUACACUAUACAGACUUUGCGUACUUUCUCAGGUUACAAUGAGGCUAGUCCUCAGGAAGACAAAUGCAGGGAGUCUGAGCUGUGCAACUCUUAUGACUGCCACUCCCGUUUCUUAUUUAUAUCCUGUUGACUGACGUCUGUCAAACUGGGAUCUUGAAUCCUGUCUGAAGACUUUGCCUUGAUGACAGAGUAUCAUGCUAUGAGUAGAGAUUUUAGAGCACUGUUUACCAAUACAU